AUGUGAUGGGUAUCCAAGUAAUCUACUUUUUCCAGUGUAUUAUUUUGAGGCACCGAUCUGUCCAACCGCUGGCAUUCACAGUAUUCUAAUCCCUACUAAAUCCUUGUUAUAAAAAGCUUAAAAGGGGUGUAAACAAGAAAAGGGCAUUGGGGAAACUCCAAAGAGGUUAAAAACACAGAAAGAAUGUUGAAUGUAGGCAGUCCAACAUGUUUGUUCUUCCUCUUUACAAUCCUCAUUUUACUGCAAGCCAAAGUGAUGAGUUAUAAGCACAAAGUGGGAGACUUAAAUUGCUGGAACAUUCCAACUGAUGCAAAGAAAGAUGUUUAUGUCAAAUGGUCCAAUAAAACCACUUUCAGAGUUGGUGAUUCUCUUUUAUUUUUGUACCCACCAAGCCAAGAUUCAGUAAUACAAGUAACACCAGCAGCAUAUAAAUCCUGCAACUUAAAAGAUCCAAUCUUGUACAUGAAUGAUGGAAAUUCUCUGUUCAACAUAACACAACCAGGAGAAUUCUACUUCACAAGUGGUGAAUCAGGACACUGUCAAAAAGGGCAGAAACUGCACAUUUCUCUUGCAGGAAAUGGCGCCAUUGUUUAUGCACCUUCAGAAGGUCCAAGCGCAAUGUCAGAUACUGCAGAUGCACCAUCUUAUCAUCAAGUUUUUGGGUCUAUUCCUACACCAAAUACUUCUCCAAUCCUUAGAUUUUCAAUAUUCUUGGUAUCUUUGAUUGGUUUGGCAAUCUGGGUACUUGUUUAAAUGCUGUAAUCUGAAUUUAAUCAGAUUUGUAUUGGUCAUUUUUUGUCGGCGACAGGAUAUAUUUGAAGUAUAUAGUAAUUGAGAUAGAUCCAAAUUCCAAUUACCAUGGCGUGAAAAGGGUUAAUGGGUAUUAUUUUAUUGAUUUAAAGAUUUUGAUUGAACAUGUUUCUGUCAGCCAACUUUUGAUUUGUAUGAUUCUUUAUUAAGAAUUUAUUGUGCAUAAAGAAGAUCAACAAGUAUUAGUUUGAGACCGUCUCACCGUGAGACGAGCCCAUAUAAAUAGCCCAUUAUUAAUAAAACAUCAAAAAAUAAUGAAAU
This is a messenger RNA of Amaranthus tricolor (Joseph's coat), 1071 nucleotides long. RefSeq names its product early nodulin-like protein 8. Gene Ontology annotation, molecular function: electron transfer activity. Gene Ontology annotation, cellular component: plasma membrane. The transcript is spliced from 2 exons. Bases 184 to 753 code for a protein of 189 amino acids. NCBI's taxonomy places the organism in Eukaryota, Viridiplantae, Streptophyta, Magnoliopsida, Caryophyllales, Amaranthaceae. The record is from RefSeq and is a predicted model, not a curated record.